This is a messenger RNA of Juglans microcarpa x Juglans regia, 1792 nucleotides long. RefSeq names its product adenosylhomocysteinase-like. The transcript is spliced from 2 exons. Bases 151 to 1611 code for a protein of 486 amino acids. Gene Ontology annotation, molecular function: adenosylhomocysteinase activity. Gene Ontology annotation, cellular component: cytosol. The record is from RefSeq and is a predicted model, not a curated record. Lineage: Eukaryota; Viridiplantae; Streptophyta; Magnoliopsida; Fagales; Juglandaceae. Gene Ontology annotation, biological process: L-methionine cycle.
CCUCCGGAAAAAGACACGAAAUCUCUGACUAUAGUUUGACUUUGUGUCUUCUGUCUAUGACUGAAACCGAUCAAAAACUUGCAUUGUCCAUGCUGUACUCUUCCAGUCUGUAACUGAUCUCCACUCUUCUAGGCCUCCCUUUCCACCAAAAUGGUCUUCGCAGUAUCCAAAACCUCUUCCGGCCGCGAAUACAAGGUGAGGGACAUGUCUCAGGCAGACGUCGGUCGCCUGGAGAUUGACCUUGCCGAGGUGGAGAUGCCGGGGCUCGUGUCCUGCCGCUCCGAGUUCGGCCCGUCCCAACCCCUCUCAGGUGCCCGCAUCACAGGGUCCCUGCACAUGACCAUCCAGACCGCCGUCCUCAUCGAGACCCUCACAGCCCUCGGCGCCGAGGUCCGUUGGUGCUCCUGCAACAUCUUCUCCACGCAGGACCAUGCUGCUGCCGCCAUCGCCCGCGACUCUGCCCCCGUUUUCGCUUGGAAGGGCGAGACCCUCGAGGAGUACUGGUGGUGCACUGAGAAGGCCCUCGACUGGGGCCCCGGCGGUGGCCCCGACCUUAUCGUCGACGACGGUGGGGACGCGACUCUUUUGAUCCACGAGGGCCUGAAUGCCGAGGAGGAGUAUGAGAGGAGUGGGAGGCUGCCGGACCCAACGUCGGCGGGCGAAAAUGCCGAGUUUCGGAUUGUGUUGGGGAUACUCAGGGAAGGAUUGUUGGCGGACCCCAAGAGGUAUAGGAUGAUGAAGGAGAGGUUGGUCGGAGUCUCGGAGGAGACCACCACUGGGGUUAAGAGGCUGUACCAGAUGCAAGCCAACGGGACCUUGUUGUUCCCUGCCGUUAAUGUCAAUGAUUCUGUUUUCAAGAGCAAGUUCGAUAACUUGUAUGGUUGUCGCCAUUCACUCCCUGAUGGUCUCAUGAGGGCUACUGAUGUCAUGAUUGCUGGCAAGAUUGCUGUUGUUUGUGGGUAUGGAGAUGUUGGCAAGGGUUGUGCUGCUGCUCUCAAGCAGGCUGGUGCUCGUGUGAUUGUGACUGAAAUUGAUCCAAUUUGUGCUCUUCAAGCCCUUAUGGAAGGCAUUCCAGUCCUAACCCUUGAAGAUGUUGUCUCAGAAGCUGACAUUUUUGUGACCACCACAGGGAACAAGGACAUCAUCAUGGUUCACCACAUGAAGAAGAUGAAGAACAAUGCAAUUGUAUGCAACAUUGGCCAUUUUGACAAUGAGAUUGAUAUGCAUGGUCUGGAAACUUACCCUGGUAUAAAGUGCAUCACAAUCAAGCCACAGACUGAUCGCUGGCUCUUCCCGGAAACCAAUCAUGGUAUCAUUGUUCUUGCUGAAGGGCGGCUCAUGAAUUUGGGUUGUGCAACUGGGCAUCCCAGCUUUGUUAUGUCCUGCUCUUUCACAAACCAGGUGAUUGCUCAGCUUGAACUGUGGAACGAGAGGGGAACUGGAAAGUAUGAGAAGAAGGUAUAUGUGCUGCCCAAGCAUUUGGAUGAGAAGGUCGCAGCCCUUCAUCUUGGAAAACUUGGGGCUAAGCUUACCAAGCUUACCCCUGCUCAAGCUGCAUACAAUAGUGUCCCUGUUGAAGGUCCUUACAAGCCCCCCCACUACAGAUACUGAGAAAGAAAGCAGCCGGGAGUUGCUUAUUUCUAUUAUUGAUAUGGUUUUGGUUGAAGUGGUAGCUUUGGGUGUCAAAGUUGUACAGAGUUUCGACAAAUGAGUCAUUCUAAUGAGUGCGUCGUUUGUUUUGUGACUUUUGUCCAUCCAUGUUCCCUUGGCAUCUGAAGGUAUGGGCUGCUUA